Messenger RNA from Prunus armeniaca (apricot), 267 nucleotides. NCBI's taxonomy places the organism in Eukaryota, Viridiplantae, Streptophyta, Magnoliopsida, Rosales, Rosaceae. The record is from the annotation of a GenBank genome assembly.
AUGGAACACCCUCAAAGCCGAGCCAUACCAAAUGUUCGUUUGGUACGCUCUAUCGAUUCAGGGGGUCGGUUAUGCACCAUCGGUCCCUUCGCUAACCUUCGGCAUGGUCUGCCGAGCAACCAACCAUCACGUCAAUCCAUUUCUGUCAGAUUACCUCGGAAUUUCUACCGGAACCUGUCGAAGCACGUGUUGAUCUCCGAAGACACUCCCCCGAGUCCCACAUCGAAACUAAGUGCUAAGAGCAUCACAAAUGCUCUCUAUAAAUAG